CCGGAAGUGUCGUAAAGCGGGUUGAUGCUGACAUUUUGAAUCAAGUGCCGCUAAAGCUAAAACUAGUUAGCUUAUUGUUUUAAUUAUACGUUCUAAUCCAGGCGUUUAUUUAUAAAGGACUGCCGAGUGAUGGUUGUUCUUUAGAAGCAAAACCUAACAAAAACGAGUGCAUCAUGAGCAACAAUAACGAGUCAACGGCAACAAUGAACGCAGAGUUCAACGGUUUUGUUCGGGAUAUGAAACCAUAUAUCAUUAAACACCCCAACGAGAGUGAGCGCCAGCAUUGUGCUUUAUGGAUAAAGAAGUUGAGCGACCCGGCAACAUGUGGCUCAAGCCUUAAUGGCCACAACAACCGCAAUCUGUACGCUCGUUUGCUUCUUCACAUGCUCAGAAGGGGUGUCCUGGAAGGUCCAUUUGCCAGCAAACCAGAACCUGGUAACCUCAGGGCCCUUCCUACUUACAUGUCCAUUUAUUUUGACGAACCUAUCAACGGUCGACCUGUGGACCACUGCAAAGCAACUCUUCCUGACUGGGUGACAGGAGAGCUGGUUGGCUGCACUAAUGACAGUUUGGCUGCUGGCCUCCCGAAGAACACUUCUACACCUCACACAGCUUAUUUCAGUAGCCAGCUGAGUAAGGAGAAGACCCCACGAGGAGGAGCCACCGCCUCCAGCCCCCUCAAGCACUCACCCAGACAUGAAGCCAGAGCGGGUGAUGGAGGGCGUAUGUCUCCCGAUGACAGUGACUUGGAGGCUCGACUCAACAGCUGGAACCUGCGGGUUGAAAACCCCAGGUACUUGCGGGAAAAGGUCAUUCCCUUGUCCCCGAUUUGCAAGCCCAGCUUUGUAAGGAGCAGCACGACGGACGAAGUGGAUUUGCAGCUUUUGCAAAGCAAGGAGGUAGACAUGAGGGUCAAAAUAUUGGAGUCCAAGCACCUGGAGGAGAAACUGAAAAUGCAGCAGAGACACGAUGUAGCUGUUGACAAAAUUCUGGACCGAAAGAAUGUGGAGAUUGAAGAGUUGACAACUCUAUUUCGGGCUCAGCAGAAGGAAUCCGAGGAGAUGAUCCACAAACUGGAGAGGAAAGUUCAAAGUAUGCUGAAGGAAUCCACGGUUAUCUGCGAGAGCAAAGACACGCAGAUUGCUGAGCUGAAGAAGAUGACCGACCAGAGUGCCGAUUCUUUGAAAAAUGAGUUUGAGAGGAAGCUGCAUGCAGUAGUGGCAGAAAUGGAGAAGGAGAAGUUCGAACUGCAAAAGAAGCAUUCGGACAAUAUCCAAGAGCUGCUGGAGAACACCAAGAUACGGCUGGCAAAGAUGGAGUCAGAGUAUAACGCUCGCUCACAAUCCACUAUGCAAAUUGUGUGUGAGCUGGAGCAGCAAGCCAAGCAGCAGUCUGUGGAAGUAGAGAAAAGCAACGCCUUGUGUCAGAAAGCGACACAGGAGAAGGUCCAGCUGGAGAUCCACCUUGCAUCCAUCAAUGUCGAACUGCAGGAGGCUAACAGAAGGUUUAUGGUCCUGCAGAAAGACAAAGACGAGCAGAGCGUGCUGUUUGAGCAGACCUUACAGAAGUUCCAGGCCAAACACGAAGCCGACGUGAACCAUUUGCACAAGGAGCACGCGCUGUCUGUGGCCAAGGCGUCUGAAGUAAUGGAGGACUUUGAGAAAAGUAUUUCUGAGCUCAAACAGCAGCUCGUGGUCAGUGAACAUCAGAGACAGACACAAGCUCGGGAUCAGGAUUUGAAGUUCCAGCAGGAAAAAGAGGAGCUGCAGAUCAGCUACAACGCAAAGGUUCUAGCGCUGCAUAGCGAGGUGGACAAAGAGAGAACAGAGGACAGGAGGAAGACGGCCAAACUGGAGGAUGCGUUCAGAGACAUGGAAAAGCAGCUGGACAGAACCCGGGAGAGCCACAGGGUGCAGCUCCAACAGGCCCACGUUGCACUGGAGCAGUUCAGGAGGCAGGUGAAGCUCAGCUCCGAGAAGGCCGAGACCGAGAUGAAGCUCCAGAUGGAGAAGGUUGAAGAGGACCUGCAGCACUCCAGGUGUCUCCGUGAAAACCAAACAAAGGAGUUCUCGCAGCAACUCGAUGCCGUCAGAGAAAGAUUUGAGCAGCAGAUGGCUGAGCAGCGCGCCAAGCACGAGCAGGAGAGGACGCGCCUUCAACAGCAGCAUUGCGCCGAAAAGGAGCGCCUGGUCCAGGAGCGCCAGCGGGAGGCGGGCAGCCUGGAGAGCCAGGCCAGGGCCGCCCUGGAGCAGCACCACAAACACAGCCAGGAGUGGAGGAAGCGUGAUGGCCAGGUAGGGGGUCUCUAUCUCCAAUCAUCCCCUCUUUCUUUUCCUGGGGGUCUUAAAAGCACAGCGGGUCACUGGACACUUGGCGAAUACGUGUCCAACAUGGCGGCAUGUUUACUUGAAGGGAAUCGCCGUUAAAAACGGGAGUUUAUUGAAUCCUGGGGGAAAAAGUUACUUUUGAUUCGAUUCAGAAUUACUUUGAUCGCUAGCAUUUUUUGAUGGAGAAGUGGUAGACAUUUCACUGCAACAAAUGAAAUCUAAGUAAGGUUAAAUAUGUCAAAUAAGGGUGAUAUUUGUUUAUUUUCUGUCUGAUACGAUCAUUCUUCUCACUAAGCAGAUUUUAUGUUAGAGUGUUUUACUUGUUUUAAGUGUUUUGCUCCUAAAUGAUGUCAGUAAGAUAUUACAGCUUGUUGCUGAGAUGUUAUGACCUAUAUUGAGUAAAACAUGCUUGAAACUAGAAUAUCAACACUCACAAGUAUAAAACUACUUUUUUAAAGUAAUAAUUUCUUAUGAUGCCGAGCGCAUAUCAUUAUGUCAGAUAAUGGCACUAGCAUUUAAGAAUAUUUGUCAACAUAUUGAGCAAAAAGGUCUAAUUUUUUAUUCUACCAAGAAAAGUGCGCUUGUUAUUAGUGAGAAUAUACUUAUUUUAAGCUAUUUUUGGGUUCAUUGAGGUUAGCUAAUUUGACUUGUUUUGGAAAGUCUUAAAAAGCCGAAUGUUCUUGUUCUAUUGGCAGAUAACUUUGCUUAGUUCAAAUAAAAUACCCCUCAUUUUUGUAUCGUUUUUUCUUGUUUUUGAACACUGACUUUUUGCAGUGUGGUAGCUGGGUGGAACACAAAUGAACAAAUUCAAAAGAUGGUUAGACAAAAACAGACUAUCUUUCAAUCUCAGUAAGACUAAAAUAAUGCUAUUUGGCAACAGUAGAAGAGAAAGUCAGACGGAAUAGGACUUGAAAGUAGGGAUGUCCGAUAAUGGCUUUUUGCCGAUAUUCCGAUAUUGUCCAACUCUUUAAUUACUGAUACCGAUAUCAACCGAUACCGAUAUUGAUAUAUGCAGUCGUGGAAUUAACACAUUAUUAUGCCUAAUUUGGACAACCAGGUAUGGUGAAGAUAAGGUCCUUUUUUUUUUAAAAUUAAUAAAAUAAAAUAAGACAAAAAAAUUAAAAACAUUUUCUUGAAUAAAAAAGAAAGUAAAACAAUAUAAAAACAGUUACAUAGAAACUAGUAAUUAAUGAAAAUUAGUCAAAUUAAGUGUUAAAGGUUAGUACUAUUAGUGGAACAGCAGCACGCACAAUCAUGUGUGCUUACGGACUGUAUCCCUUGCAGACUGUAUUGAUAUAUAUUGAUAUAUAAUGUAGGAAGCAGAAUAUUAAUAACAGAAAGAAACAACCCUUUUGUGUGAAUGAGUGUAAAUGGGGGAGGGAGGUUUUUUGGGUUGGUGCACUAAUUGUAAGUGUAUCUUGUGUUUUUUAUGUGGAUUUAAUUAAAAAAAAAAAAAAAAAAAAAAAAAAAAGAUACCGAUAAUAAAAAAAACCGAUACCGAUAAUUUCCGAUAUUACAUUUUAAAGCAUUUAUCGGCCGAUAAUAUCUACUUGAAAGAGUAAAUGAAACCAAAUUUCUAGGUAUAAUGUUUCAUGAUAAAUUGAAUUGUAAAUCUCAUGUAAAAAAUAUACAACAUAACAUAGCAAGAAAUGUAUAAAUAAUGAAUAAAGCAAAACAUGUUCGAGACCAAAAAUCACGUCAUAUUCUCUACUGCUCGCUAGUGUUACAUAUCUGAGUUAUUGUCUAGAAAUAUGGGGAAAUAACUACAAAAGUACACUUCAUUCACUGACUGUGUUACAAGAAAGAUCAGUUAUAAUAAUACAUAAUGUCGGAUAUAGAGAACAUACAAACCCUUUAUUUAUUGAAUCAAAAAAAAUUCCACGACAUAGUGAACUUGCAAACAGCUAAAAUGAUACACAAAGCAAACUAUAAUCUGCUACCCAAGAAUGUACAACAAUUCUUCUCAACAAAAGACAAAUAUAAUCUUAGAGCAAAAUGUAAUUUCAAACAUUUGUACGCACGUACAACACUUAAGACCUUCAGUAUAUCAGUAUGUGGAAUUACAUUAUAGAAUGGAUGAAGCAAAGCAAUGAAACAAUGUACUAAUAUGAUCCACUUCAAGAAACUCUUCAAAGUGUUUACAAAGUACAAAGAAGAAGAACCAUGAUAAACAUUCUCAAUUUAUUUCAUUCAUCCAUUCAUUUUCUAGAUAAUCUUACUCAUCUCUCCAUAUGAAAUAUAACUUACUUCACCAAUUAUUAUUUAUUUAUUUUUAUUACUUAUGGACCAGGGGUCACCAACCUUUUUGAAACCAAGAGCUACUUCUUGGGUAGUGAUUAAUGCGAAGGGCUACCAGUUUGAUACACACUUAAAGGCCUACUGAAAUGAAAUUUUUUUAUUUAAACGGGGAUAGCAGAUCUAUUCUAUGUGUCAUACUUGAUCAUUUCGCGAUAUUGCCAUAUUUUUGCUGAAAGGAUUUAGAAUAGAAAAACGACGAUAAAGAUAGCAACUUUUGGUAUCUGACAAAAAAAAGCCUUGCCCCUACUGGAAGUAGCGUGACGUGGACAAUUGAACAUAUCCGCAAAGCUCCCUAUUGUUUGCAAUGAUGGCCGCCAGAUCUGAGAGCGAUUCUGACCGAGAUAGCGACGAUUUCUCCAUUAAUUUUGAGCGAGGAUGAAAGAUUUGUGGAUGAGUAAAGUGCAAGUGAAGGACUAGUGGGGAGUGGAAGCGAUUCAGAUAGGGAAGAAGCUGUGAGAGGGAUAGAGCCAUAUCGCUUUGAACCCGACGCUGAUGAAGACGGUCAGGAGGACGCUGCUGCUAUUGAUGCUGGAGGAGCACACGACAUAGAUCGCCUUGAGAAUACAGAAUGGUAAUAUGUUAUUUAUUUAUAGACUAGUUUUAGUUUGUGGCCUAGUCUUGCACUGUUACUGUUAGUGUUACAACUUACACCCCAGGCCUAUCUAUACACUAAGUAUCUAUCAUUGACACAAUGUGUUACUGUUAGUGUUACAACUUACACCCCAGGCCUAUCUAUACACUAAGUAUCUAUCAUUGACA
Molecule: messenger RNA, 5384 nt
Organism: Entelurus aequoreus (snake pipefish)
Lineage: Eukaryota; Metazoa; Chordata; Actinopteri; Syngnathiformes; Syngnathidae
Product: centrosomal protein of 112 kDa-like
Exons: 20
Coding region: 174-2426 (750 amino acids)
Source: RefSeq, a predicted model, not a curated record